This is a messenger RNA of Otolemur garnettii (small-eared galago), 2185 nucleotides long. It is a transcript of the gene PLBD1, whose product is annotated as phospholipase B domain containing 1. Gene Ontology annotation, biological process: phospholipid catabolic process. NCBI's taxonomy places the organism in Eukaryota, Metazoa, Chordata, Mammalia, Primates, Galagidae. Gene Ontology annotation, molecular function: glycerophospholipase activity. The coding region runs from base 411 to 2075 and encodes 554 amino acids. Gene Ontology annotation, cellular component: extracellular region. The transcript has 11 exons. The record is from RefSeq and is a predicted model, not a curated record.
UUUCAUCCUUGCUCUGGGUGCUGCCCGGGACUGGCCGACCCUGGAGGCAGAGGCUCGUGUUGUUGACGCAAACUGAUUAGAUUCCUUCAAGCCUUGUGCAUCGAAACUGCCCAAGAGUGUAGAGAGCUGCUCGCCGUCUCUCUGCACUUCCCACAAGUGCUGCUGGGGAACUUUCCCAGCCCGGCCCACAGGUUGCUAGAGGGUCAGACCGAAAGGACCCGCCUUUCCCAGACUGGGGCCCAGUAGGAGGAAGGUUGUUCCCAAGGCCACGUGAAGCUUCCUCGAACAGGCAGGACUAAUGCAAGAGGAAAUUUAAGGACGGCCCGAUCUCUAAGACGCGGAGCCCCAGCUGCCACCGCUGGCCACAGAGGCCACCUCGCCCGCCGAGCGCAGGUCGGGACCGCGGAGCUAUGGCCAACCGCACCCUGGACAGGCGCCUCGGGCUGCCGCCGCUGCCGCCGCUGCUGCUGCUGCUUCUGCUGCCGCCGCCGCUGCUGUUGGUCACCGCGGCUCGGAAGAACCCUCCAGGAGUCUACUAUGCAACUGCCUACUGGAAGCCUGCUGAAAAGACAGUAGAAGUCAAAAAAGUAAUAGACAAGAAUGGGGAUGCCUAUGGCUUCUACAAUAACUCCAUGAAUGCCACAGGCUGGGGCAUCCUGGAGAUCAGAGCUGGGUAUGGUUCUCAAGCCCUGAGCAAUGAGAUGACCAUGUUUGUGGCUGGCGUUUUGGAAGGUUACCUCACUGCCCCACAUAUGUAUGACCACUUCACAAACCUCUACCCUCAGCUGAUCAAGAAACCUUCCAUCAUGAAUAAAGUUCAAGCUUUUAUGGCGAAACAAGAUGAAUGGACCCGGGAAAAUAUCAAACAAUACAAGGAUGACCCAUUUUGGAGACAUACAGGCUAUGUUAUGUCACAACUGGAUGGGCUCUAUGUAGGAGCAAUAAAGAGGGCUAAAUUAGAAGAAACGAAGCCCAUGACCCUGUUCCAGAUCCAGUUCCUAAAUGCUGUUGGAGAUCUCUUGGAUCUCAUUCCCUCACUCUCCCCCAUGAAAGAUAUCAACCUGAAGGUUUUUAAGAGAUGGGACAUGGGACAUUGCUCUGCUCUUAUCAAGGUUCUUCCUGGAUUUGAGAACAUCUACUUUGCUCACUCAAGCUGGUACACAUAUGCAGCCAUGCUCAGGAUAUACAAACACUGGGACUUCAACAUCAAAGAUAAAGAAAGCAGCAGUAAUCGCCUCUCUUUCAGCAGUUAUCCAGGGUUUCUGGAGUCUUUGGAUGACUUUUACAUUCUUAGCAGUGGUUUGAUAUUGCUGCAGACCACAAACAGUGUGUAUAAUAAAACCUUAUUAAAGGAGGUGACACCUCGGUCUCUUCUGGCCUGGCAAAGGGUCCGUGUGGCCAAUAUGAUGGCAGAUGAUGGUCAGACGUGGGCAGAGAUCUUUUCAAGACACAACUCUGGCACCUAUAACAAUCAGUACAUGGUCCUGGACCUGAAGAGGGUAAAGCUGAACCACAGCCUUGGCAAAGGCACUCUGUACAUUGUGGAGCAAAUUCCUUCGUAUGUAGAAUAUUCUGAACAAACUGAUGUGCUCCGGAAAGGAUAUUGGCCCUCCUACAACAUACCUUUCCAUGAAAAAAUCUACAACUGGAGUGGCUAUCCAUUGUUAGUUCAGAAGUUGGGUUUGGACUACUCUUAUGAUUUAGCUCCACGAGCCAAAAUCUUCCGGCGUGACCAAGGGAAAGUGACUGAUAUGGCAUCUAUGAAAUAUAUCAUGCGAUACAACAAUUACAAGCAAGAUCCUUACAGUAAGGGUGAUCCCUGCAAUACCAUCUGUUGCCGUGAGGACCUGAAUGCACCUAACCCAAGUCCCGGAGGGUGUUAUGACACAAAGGUGGCAGAUAUCUACCUAGCAUCUCAGUACACAGCCUAUGCCAUUAGUGGUCCCACAGUACAAGGCGGCCUCCCUGUUUUUCACUGGCACCGUUUCAACAAAACUCUCCAUCAUGGCAUGCCAGAGGCUUAUAACUUUGAUUUUAUUACCAUGAAGCCAGUUUUGAAACUUGACAUAAAAUGAGGGAGGGAGAUAAGGGAAUAGAAGGGGAUUAAGGCUGCAAGUAAAAUACCAAAGCUAUGUUUUUUCCAUUAGAAAUACUCUUAAUAUAAUAAAUCCAUUUGUCUCUUUCA